AUGGGAAUCCCGGGAACCCACGAGAAGGGAGUUGGGACGACAACAACAUCGACCCAGCUCCACGGCGAGGGGAGUGGAAUGGAGGACAGUCUGUAUCAGACUAUCUGCCAUACGCCGAGCACCAUCCCGCCCCUAGUGGGCAGCCAAGUUCAUCAAAGGACGAAGGACAAGACCAAGACCAAGACCAAGACCCUCUUCGUGUUCAGUGACUGA
Messenger RNA from Colletotrichum tamarilloi, 213 nucleotides. RefSeq lists its product as uncharacterized. The coding region runs from base 1 to 213 and encodes 70 amino acids. NCBI's taxonomy places the organism in Eukaryota, Fungi, Ascomycota, Sordariomycetes, Glomerellales, Glomerellaceae. The transcript has a single exon. The record is from RefSeq and is a predicted model, not a curated record.